Caenorhabditis bovis is the source of this 1542-nucleotide messenger RNA. NCBI's taxonomy places the organism in Eukaryota, Metazoa, Nematoda, Chromadorea, Rhabditida, Rhabditidae. The record is from the annotation of a GenBank genome assembly.
AUGGCCGAGAAAAAGAAGAUUCUUGUUAUCGGAGCUGGAGCAUCUGGCCUUCCUUGCCUCAGACAUUCGCAAUUCUACCCAAAUGUCGAUGUUGUGUGCUUUGAGAAAUCGAAUGAUAUCGGAGGAUUGUGGAAUUACAAACCAUACGAAACUGAGUUAUCGUCGGUCAUGAAAUCCACAGUGAUCAACACAUCGAAAGAAAUGACCGCGUAUUCGGAUUUUCCGCCCGAAGAUGAUAUGGCGAAUUUUAUGCAUAACACUGAAAUGUGCAGAUAUUUGAAAAAUUACGCGAAACAUCAUGGUCUGUUGGAAUACAUCAAAUUUAAUCAUAGUGUCAACAGCAUUCGGCGAGAUGAAAACUACGCGCAGAAUGGAAAAUGGAUAGUGAAUUAUACAAAUGAGAAACGAGAAACAAAGGAAGAGGUUUUCGAUGGUAUUCUAUUGUGUUCGGGACAUCAUGCGAUACCAUAUAUUCCCAAAAAAUGGCCGGGACAGGAUGAAUUCAAAGGAAGAAUUAUCCAUGCCCAUAGCUAUAAGGAUCAUAAAGGAUACGAAGAUAAAAUCACAGUUGUUGUUGGAAUCGGCAAUUCCGGUGGAGAUUGUGCUGUUGAAUUGAGCAGAAUCUCGAAGCAAGUGUAUUUGGUGACCAGACGAGGAAGCUGGAUAUUCAGCAGAUUGGCUGCGAGAGGGGAGCCGCUUGAUUUGUCCGUCAACACAAAAUUUUCAAUGGAUUAUUUGAAAUUCGUUCCAUUGCCGAUAGUGAAUUUCGUUUUGGAACAAUCAUUGAAUGCCAAAUUCGAUCAUGAACGUUAUGGUCUGAAACCGAAGCAUCCAGUCACCGCGGCUCAUCCGACUUUGAAUGAUGAACUUCCGAACAGAAUAGCCAGUGGAACGGUCCGUGUGAAACCGGGUAUCCGCGAAUUCACCGAGAAUGGUAUCAUAUUCGAUGAUGGAAGUGUUGUGGACCAUGUCGACGAAGUGAUCCUCGCCACCGGAUAUUCUUUCAAUUUCAAUAUUGUGGAAGACGGUGAUUUGAUCAAAGUCAAGGAAAAUGACAUGGAUGCUUAUAAGUACAUGUUUCCUGUGACGACUUGCGAUCACAACACCAUCGGAAUCAUCGGUCUUGUUCAGCCAACCGGUUCGAUCAUGCCUCUGUCGGAAAUGCAGGCGCGUGUUUUCUUCGAAGCAUUUGUCGGAAAUAUCGAGUUACCAUCGAAGGAAGAGAUGCAAAAAGACAUUGAUGCGAAGAAGGAAGAGAUGAGAAAUCGAUAUGUCGCUAGUCGUCGCCACACGAUUCAAGUCAAUUAUCUAGAUUACAUCCACGAACUCGGCGAGUUGAUCGGAGCAAAUCCAAACAUGAAGCAUUUAUGGACGACUGAUCCACGAUUGGCAAUGAAGGUCUAUUUCGGACCAUGUCUACCAUAUGCCUUCCGUCUGAAUGGUCCGAACCCUUGGGAAGGAGCGAGACAAGCAAUCAUGGAUUCGGAAUUCAGAACUAUUCGUUCAACGAAUCCGAAGCUUCAAAGAAAAUCGAGAAACUAA